Molecule: messenger RNA, 468 nt
Organism: Oikopleura dioica
Lineage: Eukaryota; Metazoa; Chordata; Appendicularia; Copelata; Oikopleuridae
Source: the annotation of a GenBank genome assembly
AUGGGUAGCUCUUUUCGGAGCUAUGUGUGGGAUCCGCCGCUCAUUCUCGGCCAAAUGGCCACUGUACAGUGCAUUUACUACGUCUCGCUCGGUUUUAUGCUGACCCUCGCUUCUUGGCUCUUCGGCCUUCCGCCCAGCUUGAGCUACAUGUUCGAUUCAAACAUUCUUCAUUUAUCUAACUACACCAAUACUCUUGUUGUUUGUUGUCAUGCUAUUUCUGCGCUUGGUGGUUCUGUUGCUCUGUGGUACUUUGUCAAACGCGCCAAGCAAUGUCUAGACUUUACCUGUACAAUGCACCUAUUUCACCUUAUCGGCUGCUUCAUCUACCGCGGCUUUCCUACCACUGUUUCUUGGUGGCUAAUUCAACUCGUUUGCAUCACUAUCAUGGUCGUCAUGGGCGAGUAUCUGUGCAUGAGAACGGAAAUGCGAGAAAUCCCGCUGCUAGGAGGUACUAGGCACAAUGUAUGA